This is a messenger RNA of Coffea arabica (coffee), 2721 nucleotides long. Lineage: Eukaryota; Viridiplantae; Streptophyta; Magnoliopsida; Gentianales; Rubiaceae. The record is from RefSeq and is a predicted model, not a curated record.
AUGGGGAAUAGGAACCAAAGAAAUAAGAAAGAAGAAGGUAUGACUAUGAAUACAGAUAUGCAGCUGGAUGCUACUGGGGAUCUGGAGAAGAUCUUAGAUAGGAUUCCUGUCACUAUAACUGAACAAAUGAAUAAGGAAUUGAGUAAAAAAGUGGAAGAAAAAGAAAUUAAGACUGCUUUCUUCUCUAUGGAUCCUAAUAAAGCUCUUGGAAGUGAUGACAUGUCCCCUUUGUUUUUCCAAAGAUUCUGGAGUAUUAUUAAACAGGAUCUAGUAAAUGCAAUCCAAGGUUUCUUUUAUCACAGUGUCAUCCUUAAAGCUAUAAACCAUACAGUCAUCUCCUUGAUCCCAAAAAUAGAUUGGCCCAUAGAGGUUAAUCAGUAUAGACCUAUCAGCCUAUGCCAAGUGGUAUAUAAAGCCAAAGCCAAAAUUCUUGUCAGUAGAAUGCAACCUUUCCUCAGUAGGUGCAUUAGCAAAAAUCGGUCUGCAUUUGUUUCAGGUAGGCAAAUAUUAGAUAAUGUCAUUUUAUCUCAUGAAUUACUGCACUUUCUCAAAAACAAAAGACAUGGUAGAGAAGGAUAUAUGGCUGUGAAACUGAAUAUGUCCAAAGCCUAUGACAGGGUGGAAUGGAAAUGUUUGAAGGCUAUUAUGGAGAAAAUGGGAUUCUGUUCUACUUGGAUAAGCUGGAUUUCAUCCUGCAUCAGCUCAGUAACCUACUCUUUCAAGGUAAAUGGGGAACACAACGAGUACAUCACCCCCUCCAGAGGUGUAAGACAAGGAGAUCCUCUAUCUCCUUACUUAUUUUUGCUGUGUCCAGAGGGGUUUUCAAAUCUCUUACAAAAAGCAAAGCAUGAAAAGGAGUUGACGGCGGUAAAAGUUAGUAGAAAAGUACCUACAAUUACCCACUUGUUCUUUACAGACGACUCACUGGUGUUCUGCAAAGCAAAAGUUCAAGAAGCUGGGAAACUAAUGAAAGUCCUCAAGGUGUAUGAGGAGGCAAUGGGACAGCUCAUCAACUUGGAAAAAUCCUCAGUAUUCUUUAGUAAGAACACAGACCAAAUAGUGAGGAAUGAAUUCUGUCAAGCUGUGAGGUCAAUUCAACAGGUAGGACAAGGGAAAUAUUUGGGAUUGCCUAUGAUUAUCACAAGGUCUAAAAAGCAAGUUUUUGGAUUCAUAAAGAAUUCCAUUGACAAAAAACUACAAGAUUGGAAAAACAAACUACUGAGCCAGGCAAGGAAUGAGAUAAUGCUUAAAGCAGUGGCAUUGGCAAUGCUUACUUACACCAUGUCUUGCUUCAGGUUGCACACCCAAUUAUGCAGAGAAAUCAAUUCAAAAAUGGCAGACUAUUGGUGGAGAGACACAGAAGGGAAGAACAAGAUACACUGGAUCAGCUGGAAGAAGAUAACACAGACUAGGGAAGCAGGGGGCAUGGGAUUCAAAGAUAUGCAAAUCUCCAAUAAAACCUUAUUGGCUAAGCAAUUACUCUUCAACUGCAAAGUGCCCAAAAAUGCCUUCUGGAUUUGGAAAAGCAUAUCAGCAGUGAGAAAGGAACUGCAACAAGGAACUACAAGGAAAAUUGGUAAUGGUAGAGACACGAGAAUUUGGGAAGUCAACUGGAUACCAGAUAGGCCACAUGGGAAACCAACUUUAGCUAAGCCACAGGGAUGUCAGCUAAAUCUUUUCUCAAAUCUGAUAAGUAAUAACAAAUGGAAUAGAGUUCUUGUCCUCAAAACUUGCAGUUCACAAGAUGCAGAGAGAAUCCUGAGUAUACCAAUAAGUGUUACAGGUAAAGAAGACAGCUAUUAUUGGGUGCACUCUCAGAAUGGUCAAUACAUGGUCCAGUCUGGCUACAAGACAUGGAUAAAGGAAAAGAACCAGGUGAACUCAGCGGUAAGGGAGAAGGCUGGAAGAAGCUAUGAAGGUACCAUCAGCAAGGUCUGGAAAUCACUGUGGAAGCAGAACGUGAGUCAAAAACUGAAGGUAUUCAUGUGGAAAAGCUUACACGGAGCCCUUCCAGUAAGGGAACUAAUUUACAGAAGAACAAAGCAAGGAAAUCCUAUGCGUGCAGGAUGUGGAGAAAGAGAAGAAACAUUAGAACAUAUGAUGCUCCAAUGUAAGAAAGCAAAGGAAAUAUGGAAAAUGACGCCAGUUCAGUGGGAUGGCCUGGAACACCUUUAUGAUUGUUUUCUAAAAUGGUGGAUAACAAUUAUGGAAGCUCAACAAAGCAGAGAUGAUGCAAAACAGAUAUGGAAAGCCAAGAAUGAUAGAGAGUUUAACCAAAAGGAAAGAGAGCCUCACAAGAUAGUUGAGAAGGCUAUAAAGGAUUGGGUGGAGUUUGAAGAGGCUAACAAAGGAAAGGAACCAAGGAAGAUCACUCAGGAAACAGAAGUACAACAUAGGACUAACCAAAAUCAUAAUGAAGGAGUCAGGAAGAUGCUACUCAAGAUUCAUACCCAACAAGACAAACGUCAAUCUGUAGUGGGGAUAGGCAUCACAGCAGCAAACAACCUGGGACAACUACAAGCAGCCUGGGCACUCAGAGAAAGAAUGUUAGAUGAUCCAUUACAAGAUCAAGCAAAAACUGUGAAACCUGCUCUAUUAAAAGCUGCCAACCAAGGCUGGAGACACAUCAAAGUAGAGCUAGACAACAGAAGACUGAUGGAAUACAUAAUGGAAUCAAGACACAACAAUUGGCGGGUUGCUACUCUUGUUGAGGACAUUUAG